AUGGUGGACGACAAGUACAUUGGGUUGGCGUUAGCCACAUCCUCAUCAUUCGCUAUUGGUACAUCGUUUAUUAUCACGAAGAAGGGAUUAAUGGAUGCAUCUUCCAGAAACGGCACCGAUCAGGUUCAGGGCCAUGAAUAUCUUCAAAAUCCCAUCUGGUGGGCUGGCAUGAUAACCAUGGCAGUGGGAGAAAUUGCAAACUUUGCUGCGUACACAUUUGCGCCUGCCAUCUUGGUCACGCCCUUAGGAGCAUUAUCAGUCAUCAUAGGAGCCGUCCUAGCUGCUAUGUUUCUUAAAGAAGAGUUAGGCACCUUGGGAAAAAUGGGCUGCGCAAUUUGUUUGAUGGGUUCAGUAAUAAUUGUAAUCCAUGCUCCUCCAGAUAAGGAGAUUAAAACAGUUGACGAGAUUUUAGCAUAUGCUUCUAAGCCUGGAUUUCUUUUGUACUGCUUUCUUGUCGCAAUUUAUUCAUUAUUCAUGAUCUACAAGAUUGUACCAAAGUAUGGACACACGAAUCCAAUGAUUUAUCUUUCCAUUUGUUCCUCUGUGGGAUCUAUUUCUGUUAUGUCAAUUAAGGCGUUUGGUAUUGCCUUGAAAUUAACGCUUGGAGGUCACAAUCAGUUCACACAUGUUUCAACUUACUUGUUUAUUUCGGUUGUGGUACUCUGUAUUCUCACCCAAAUGCAUUACUUCAAUAAAGCAUUAGACCAGUUCGACACUUCAAUUGUUAAUCCAUUAUAUUACGUUACUUUCACAACAUUUACCCUAUUAGCCUCCUUUAUUUUGUUCAGGGGGUUUAACACCACUUCAGCUGUUAAUAUCAUUUCUUUAUUGAUUGGAUUUCUUAUAAUUUUCAGUGGGGUUUACUUGUUAAACAUUUCAAGAAAGGACAACGAAGGCAGGUCCAGAGAAAUCUUCGGAAUUCAUCAAGGCAAAGAUAUGGCACCGCUAGACAAUGGAAUUGGAGGAUUUUCUUCUAUGAGAAGAUCUAUGCAAGUAAAUGCAGAUGCGUAUGACGAAGAAACUCUAGGCUUGAGAAGAUUUGAUAGCUUUGAGUUAGGAAGUGAUGAAGAAGUAUCAAGACGUUAA
Molecule: messenger RNA, 1086 nt
Organism: Priceomyces carsonii
Lineage: Eukaryota; Fungi; Ascomycota; Pichiomycetes; Serinales; Debaryomycetaceae
Exons: 1
Coding region: 1-1086 (361 amino acids)
Biological process (GO): magnesium ion transport
Cellular component (GO): membrane
Molecular function (GO): magnesium ion transmembrane transporter activity
Source: RefSeq, a predicted model, not a curated record